Messenger RNA from Gongylonema pulchrum, 258 nucleotides. The record is from the annotation of a GenBank genome assembly. Lineage: Eukaryota; Metazoa; Nematoda; Chromadorea; Rhabditida; Gongylonematidae.
GUUAUUGGCGGGGAAAUGGCCGAUCGUUUAAUACCGGUACCGCUCAGUUCAGCGCCAACCGACCAGGCCAUACGUGUAGUCAAGGCGUUCCAAGCUGGCUUGGACCGUCGCGAACCUUCACUGAGUGGCCCAAGCGCUGCUCGCUUACGUGAAAUUAGCCGACAGCUAAAGUUACAAGUCGAGCAAGAAGGAAAAGGCACAGUGCCACGAUCAGGCUCCCGACAGUCGAAACAGAUGGAAGCAAUGUCAUCUGUGUGA